GAAUAACACUUCCGGGUUGUUGUUUUGCUUCCUGAGUAAACAAAUGUUUUGUCGAGUCCUAGUUGUGAACUCAGCUACGUAGAAAGAAUGGUAUACGUGUCCAACGGUCAGGUCUUGGACAACAGGACCCAGUCGCCAUGGCGAUUGUCCUUAAUUGUGGAUCUUUUUUGGGCAGCGGUGGAGUUUAUUGGUCUUUUUUUUAAGACGAUGAUAAACCCUGACAUGACAAAGGAUGGAAACUGUGGUUCAUCACGCUUCAGUGAUGGCAGAGGUCCUCCAGGUCCCCCUGGUGGCAGAAGACAUAUGGGAAGAAUAAACCAUUUCGGAGGCCCCAAUGCUCCACCUAUGGGUGGAGGAGGAUGAGGAAGGUGA
Cheilinus undulatus (humphead wrasse) is the source of this 372-nucleotide messenger RNA. It is a transcript of the gene selenok, whose product is annotated as selenoprotein K. Gene Ontology annotation, biological process: calcium ion transport; endoplasmic reticulum calcium ion homeostasis. Lineage: Eukaryota; Metazoa; Chordata; Actinopteri; Labriformes; Labridae. Gene Ontology annotation, cellular component: Golgi apparatus; endoplasmic reticulum membrane. The transcript is spliced from 4 exons. The record is from RefSeq and is a predicted model, not a curated record.